Molecule: messenger RNA, 3720 nt
Organism: [Torrubiella] hemipterigena
Lineage: Eukaryota; Fungi; Ascomycota; Sordariomycetes; Hypocreales; Clavicipitaceae
Source: the annotation of a GenBank genome assembly
GCUGGCACAAUUUCGGGUUGCCCCAUAAAAGAUCAGUGUCACUGUGCCAAGGGUGAGUGGCCUCCUUUCGCUUCGGAGCGCAGACAAAAGGGCGCGGCCGGGUUUAUGCCGUUUGAAAUACGCGGAUCGUCCUUCUUCAUGUUUCGCUUUCGCUCCCGUCGUAUGUUACAUCAUCUCGUUUGCUAUAAAGAUGACGACGUGCCCUAAUCGCAACUCUGGUUCCAGGCCCUGUGAUAUCAUCAAAUCCUCCUCCACGCUAACUUUAAAGUUUCCCACGCUGACCUUGGCAUCCACUGUAGCCAGUAUCCUAACCUCUCUCGUCUUGUCUCAUUGGCUUUUUUGCCCUAAUCUCUCGCUAUUCGCCUUUCGUUGUCCCCCUUUCCCUCUUCUUCUCCCUCUUCUUCUUCUACAAUCCCCUCUGCUUGGUUGAUCCGGCCAACCUCGUCCGCCUGUCGCCGUCAUGUUGAACGACGUCUUUGAGUAUAUCGAGGGGCUUCCCGUCCAGGCCACUUCCAGGCCAAUCCCCUUCAUCGUCGCAUCUGCCGUGGCUGUUGGUGCCACAAUUUACUGGCGAACCACCCCCCGCCCCAAGACACACUUUAUCAACCCAAAGGGCACAUUUGAGUUGACGGAUAAAAACGCCAAAGAUUAUUAUGCAGCCAAUGGAAAGAAGGAUGUCCGUCAGUGGUUUAAGGAACACCCCGACGAGGCUGUGACCUUGAACGCCGACUUUGGUCGCAUCACUGUGCUCCCGAACCACAUGGCUAAUGAAAUCCGCAACGACCCUCGCCUGGAUUUCUCGGAGCUCACCCGUCGCAUGUUCCACGCAAAUCUCUCUGGCUUCGAAGCUUUUCGUGCUGGUGAACACAAUGACGCUGUAAAGUCUGUCGUCAUGCGAGACCUUACCAAACAGCUGUCCAAGGUGACUGAGCCGCUUGCCGAGGAAGCCAGCCUUGCGAUAAGCGACCUCCUGACUGAAAGCAAAGAAUACCAUGAUAUCCAUCUCAAAGACACCAUCCUGCGCCUCAUCGCCCGCAUUUCCUCCCGUGUCUUUAUCGGCAUCGAACUCUGCCGCAACGAGGACUGGCUCCGCAUUACCAGAGAAUACACGGUUGCCUCGUUCCAGGCUGCUCAGGAGCUCCGACUCUACCCAUGGAUCUUCCGCCCCAUUGCCAACAUGUACCUGCCAACUUGCCGCAAGAACCGCGAGCUUCUAGCAGAGGCGCGCGCCAUCAUUCGCCCAAUUAUUCAGAAGCGUGCACAGGAUAAGGCUGCAGCUGCCGAGCGCGGCGAAACCCUCAAGUUCAACGACGCAAUUGAAUGGUUCGAGCAGAUGCACCAGGGAAUGGCCUUUGACGAAGCCAUGCCUCAGCUGAUCCUCUCUGUUGCUGCUAUUCAUACCACAAGUGACUUGCUCUCUCAAACUAUUACGGAUCUUGCUCUGCACCCUGAAAUGCUGGAACCCUUGCGCGAGGAAAUCAUCUCCGUCUUGCAGCAAGAUGGUUGGGCCAAAACCUCCCUUUACAAGAUGAAACUGCUCGACAGUGUCAUUAAGGAGAGUCAAAGAAUGAAGCCCAUUGCCGUCACAUCCAUGAGCCGUAUCGUCAAGGAAGACAUGACCCUGUCCAACGGUCUUUUCAUCGGCAAGGGCAACGUCAUCGGCAUUGACGCCAUGGAGGGAGUCUGGGGUACGCAGCACCAUACCGACCCCGAGAAGUGGGAUGGAUACCGCUUUGCACGCAUGAGAGACGAUCCUGCCAAACAGCACCGCGCUCAGCUUGUCAGCACAACUCCCGAGCACCUUGCCUUUGGCCACGGCGAGCAUGCCUGCCCGGGACGCUUCUUUGCUGCCAACGAGGUCAAGAUUGCCCUCAUCAGCCUUCUUCUCAAGUACGACUUUAAGCUGCCCGAAGGAGUCACUCCCAGAGUCUACGAGUAUGGAUUUAGCUUGAGCUCAGACCCCAUGAUGAAGCUGAGCGUGCGUCGCCGAGAGGCAGAGGUUGAGAUUUAAGUUUGUUCUAGUCAUGAGUAGUGCAUUUUGUAUUUUGUAUAUAUAUACUGUUGUGUUUGGCUGUGCAACAGCCUGGGUACGGUGGGAGGAUGUCUUUUUAAGUCACAUUGAUAUUUUGCAAAGCAUUCCCGCAUAAGAAUGGAACAUUAUGAUUUUUUAAGCAUACUAUUAUUAACAAUUGCUCCUGAUAAAAGCGACGUAUCUAACAUUAUUUACUUUGGCCAGGCAACGCCGGCCUGGAUUCUGCUAAACAUGAAUAACAGAAAUGAUUUUACAGAAUAAGAGCAGCGACAACCAUGGCGAGGCCAGCAGCAGGGGCGAACAUGGACUUGGCACCGCCAGUGACAACAGCGGGAGUGCUGCCGCCGCCGUUGCUGCCAUUGCUGCCAUUGCUUCCGUUGCUGCCAUUGCUGCCGUUACCACCGUUGCCUCCAUUGCCUCCAUUGCCUCCAUUGCCUCCGUUUCCACCGUUGCCGCCGUUACCACCGUUGCCGCCGGUGCACUUGGGGCAGUGAGCACCAGUAGGGGUAGUCUGGGUGGUGGUGCUGCAAGACACAGUCACAGUGGUGUCGGUAGGCUUGCCAGUGUUGCUGGCAGUGCCGCUGGCGCUCUGGGAGCCGCUAGCAGUCUUGGAGGCGCUAGCAGUCUUGGAGGCGCUAGCAGACUGAGAGCCGCUGGCAGAGCCGCUGGCAGACUGGGAGCCGCUAGGAGCCGUAGAGCUGGAGACAGUAGAGCUAGGUGCGACAGAGCUGCUGGGGGCGGGAGCAUUGGUGCAGUCGGCGUAAUCAGCCUUGGCCUGGUCGAGGACGGCUCCGAUCUCGUUGGCAAGACCUUCAGCAAUGGGCUUAUAGGCGGGGAGAACGACCUUGGAAGUGAUGGCAUUAAUGAGAGAGCGAGCGGCUCCGUUGAUCUCCUCGAGCUUGGAGCGGACAGUGUCGCAUUCUCUGUACUCCUGGACGACGGUCUUCUUGGCCUUGAACGCGGCAACGAGAGCCUUGGCAGGGUCCUCAAUGCUGGCAGCAGAGCCAGCAACACCGAGGGUAUCAGCCUCAUCGAAGUCAGGGUGAGCAUUGACCUUGGGAACAGCGGUCUUGAUAUCGUUGAUCAUCUUGUCAGCAGCGGCGAUGAGAGGAGCCUUGUCACCGCUAAAGGCAUCGGCAGCAGCCUUGAGGGCGUUGAUGUCAUCAACGUUCUGGGUGAUGAUGGCGAUGAUGUCGGUGACAUCACGGACAGUGAUGCUGGCCGAGGCGGUGGAGGCCAGAAUGGCAAGAACGAGAGAGUUGACCUUCAUUGUGUAAAAGUGAAUUGCAACAAGUAGCGAAGGUAUAUAUGCUUUGGUAGCGAGUGUAUCAACAGCAACGAGGGAUAGGCCAGAGCUUGGUUGGGACGCUUUUCAAGGCUGGGCGCUUGUGAGGGGGAGAGUGGCUGGCAUCUUAUAUACUCUUGUUAGUCGCGGCGAGGCGAGGACGCUCGUCUCCAACGGGAAUACACGUAGCGAGUAAUCGGUAGCGCCACGGCACCUCCACGCGGGGAUGGGCGAGCGGGCGUGGAGAAGGAUACAUGCUGAACGAAGCAUUCCAACAGCCUCGAGAGCAGGCUAACAGUCUGACUUGCACGGGAUACCGAGGCAGCCUGUUGCAGCGGAGGGGAAGAGGCGGCCCAGGUCAGCGUGCUGGGCCAACUGCGAUUGGACAAUGCAGGGUUCAAGG